Rotaria sp. Silwood2 is the source of this 228-nucleotide messenger RNA. Lineage: Eukaryota; Metazoa; Rotifera; Eurotatoria; Philodinida; Philodinidae. The record is from the annotation of a GenBank genome assembly.
AUGAAAUUAAAAAUAAGUGUAACAAUAACAAAUUCUAAAACCAUUUUAUUCAUUAAACGAUUCGAUAAAUCAGUAUGUGCAAGUAAUCAUGGUAAUGUUGAUGAUUGUUUAGUACGUUCAUAUAAUUCUACAACAAAUGAUGAUGAUAUUAUUGAUGAACUAUCAAUCAUUCUAUGUUCAUUAUUUAAUGAAUUUUUAUUUUCAUUUGGUCGUUAUAAUCAUGUAUGA